CACGUGGGCUGUGACCGGAUCCUGGGCUCGGAUGUGCGGGAGGACCGCUGCCGGAUCUGCGGGGGUGACGGGAGCAGCUGUGAGGCCAUCGAGGGCCUCUUCAAUGACUCCCUGCCUGAAGGAGGUACGGUGUGGAAUACAGAGCAGGAGUCCCUUCACCACAAUACUGCUAGGAAGAAAGCUUACUGCACUAUGGUGGUCUCAACAGUUAGAGUUACACUAUAAACCCCAGCAAACAGUACAGUAUGUGGGUACAGUUACAGUAGUGGUAGUGCAGCGGUAGGAGAUAUCAAUAACUCUCUGAGUAGGGGGGUUGUGGGCUGAGGAGUGGGGGGUUCAGAGAGCCCAGGGCUGGGGGGUGGUGGUGGGCCCCUCUCUCAGGCAGGGCAGGACAGAAAUACACUGGGGGGACUGUUCUGUUCCAAGCCUUGGUAGCAGGACACGUCUCUCUUUUUAAAUCAAAUCAAAUCAACUUUUAUUUGUCACGUGCCGAAUACAACAUGUGUAGACCUUACCGUGAAAUGCUUACUUACAAGCCCUUAACCAACAAUGCAGUUUUAAGACCCUGAUUGCUGCGUUUCUCUGUCCUCGCACUCUCCGCUCCCUCCAACACCACUUCUAGAACAGGCAAAUAGCACAUACUGUACCUCUCAAUUAGACUGGGGAAUUGAAAUGAACAACACAAAUAAAACGUCAAAGAAGAAAGGAACUGUGUUUUGGACCAGGGAGCUCCAGCGACGUUCUGAGAAUGAGAUGUAGUUACGUUUGAGGCAUCCACGAGAGAGAUUAUGCAACCUAAUUGUUUUAUGGAAAUUCUAACAAUGUGUGCAUGCAUUUGGAUUCUGACACAAGCUAAAUAUGUGUUGGACUACUGCCGUGCAAUGUGAGUUAGGAGUCCUCAGACAUUCUGAAAGUAAUGUAUAAUUAUCUGUUCACAUGCGAGCUCUCUAGUUUCAUUAGCUACAUACUGUAGCAGUUAAUCAUUUUGAGUUACUGGUGAAUAUCUACAGUACACGUGCCUUGCCCUGCCAACCCCCCCCCUCCCUCCCUCCUGAAGGUGCAGAAUGACCUUUUAUUCCGGUACCUAUUCCAGUCUAAACACUUUGGCCUUGAUUAAUGGUUCAUGAUGAAUUCUGUGGAAGCAUGUCAGGGGAAAACUGAUACAGCCCAGCCAGGCCCACAGUUGACACAGAAUUAGCCAUCCCCAUCUCCAAGAAAACCAAGCAGUUGUCGAUGGCUUGAGGCAGGCUCAGCCUAUAACUGCUCAGUCCUGAUCAAGAGACACUCCCGAAGUCUCAGUUCCAUCAUUCCAUCAUAGUGACGGUUGGAAGGCUUGUGGUCCUCUGUCCAAUUAUAGAGCCGUGGGUCAUACAUGAUACUGCACUAACCCUAAUGCCUUCUCAAUACGCUCUUAUAAUAAGGAGACCAUGAGCUCUCUUUUCCGCUGGGGGGGAAGGCUGCGGGGAGAGAGGGAGGGGGUGAGUUGGGUUUUUCCUGCUCCCGUUCGGGGGGCAGGCGGGCACGUGGCAGACAGUUUUAGGUGAAGUUCAGCCAGUGUGGGUUGUGGUAGCCCUGCGCCUGCGGAGCCGGACAGGUCUAUUCUAGGCCCUCUCCAUCCACGACAGCAACAGCUCUCCUCCCUCCACCACUCUACCUCCCCCCUCUGGAACCCUCAGAGUGGACACACCCUACUGAGGUGGCUGCGGCUCAGUGGCUGGGACCACAGUGGCCGUCUCAGCCUGGGCCUACAGCCUGCCCGACUGUCUGACGGGUCUAUUCUGGGUCCUGGCUGAUUUAUGAGCCACAGAGCGCUCAGUCAUGUCUACAGGUUUUUUUUAGGUCUCUGAGGCGCAGACCAAUCCUUACUCCCAGGAGGGUUUAAAUAGGGUUUGUUGUCAGGCACUAACCAAGCAGUACAGCAGAUGGUCUGGUGUUCUGGGCAGGUUGUUCUAUCUAGUGAUUUACACCUAAGAGUGAUGAUGGUGCCAUAUUCUCCUGUGCCUCUGCAACCUUACUACUCCCAUCUGGUGUCUGCAUUCUCACCUGAGUUAUCACCUCCUCCAUCUCUCUGUCAGCUGCUCUCUCUCAUCUAUCUUUCUAGGUUUUCUCUUCAUCUGUCUAGUCUACCCUCUCUUCAUCGCUCAAACCCCCCAUAUCUCUCUCUCUCUCUCUCUCUCUCUCUCUCUCUCUCUCUCAUUGCAGUCUGUCCAGUCUGUAACUCUGGCAGUGGUGGAGGGUUACUCAGGGGUUGAGGGCUGGGGGUUUAUUGCUCUUCGGCUCUCUGUUUACCGCACAGGCCCCUGAUUGUUAACAGAAAAACCUCUCCCUCUCCAGCCGCCAGGAACCGCAAGUACAGAGCUGGGUUACUGAAAUUACUCACAGCGCCGACUGCUACUCCAGAGAGAGGUCAAAAGCCACGCCUCUUCUUUCCUCAGCAGUCGCACCAUUGGAAUGGAUUAUUAAAUUAUUUAUUCUGUUUUUUACAGGACUGUGGUGGCUGGCUGGACAGCACAGCCUGGCCUCAAACAUGGUUACUGUACUCUAGCAGCUGAACGUUGCCCAGGAAUUUGGUUGGAAUCCGAAAGGCUCUGCUUAUUCCAUUGAAGUCCCACAGAGUAAAACACUACUUAUACAUCAUUCUCCCUCCAGUAUGUCAGUGAAUAAAACCUCCACCUUGCCUUUCUCUUCUCUUCUUUCUUUGUGUGUGUGUGUGUGUGUGUGUGUGUGUGUGUGUGUGUGUGUGUGUGUGUGUGUGUGUGUGUGUGUGUGUGUGUGUGUGUGUGUGUGUGUGUGUGUGUGUGUGUGUGUGUGUGUGUGUGUGUGUGUGUGUGUGUGUGUGUGUGUGUGUGUGUGUGUGUGUGUGUGUGUGUGGGUGUGUGUGUGGGUGAUCCCAUCCCAGGUUAUGAAGAGGUGGUCAGAAUCCCCAAAGGAUCAGUGUUCAUUCAUAUCCAGGAGCUCAACGUCUCCCUCAAUUUCCUAGGUGAGAGUUCAUGUCUCUUCUGUGUCACGCAAUGUGUUAUACUCUUAUGACUCAUGUUGUAUUCUCUAGUGUGCAUUCAGACUCAAAACUGGAAUUAAAAGGUAAGUGCAUUGUGACAUCAUUAAUGCUGUUAUUAUAACUUACUAAUACCAACCUGCCCAAAUUGUUCAGUCUCUUAGAUUAAAUACCAUGACUGUUUUCUCAGUAGCUGGGAAUGUUGUUUGAAAUGUCUGAUACAACAAACACUAUAUAUACAAAAGUAUAUGGACACCCCUUCAAAUUAGUGGAUUCGGUUAUUUCAGCCACACCCAUUGCUGACAGGUGUAUAAAAUCGAGCACACAGCCAUGUAAUCUCCAUAGAUAAACAUUGGCAGUAGAAUGGCCUUACUGAAGAGCUCAGUGAUUUUCAACGUGGCACCGUCAUAGGAUGCCACCUUUCUUACAAGUAAGUUCAUCAAAUUUCUGCCCUGCUAGAGCUGCCCCGGUCAACUGUAAGUGCUGUUAUUGUGAAGUGGAAAAGUCUAGGAGCAACAACGGCUCAGACACAAAGUGGUAGGCCACACAAGCUCACAGAACGGGACCGCCGAGUACUGAAGCGCAUAGCACGUAAAAAUCGUCUGUCCUCGGUUGCAGCACUCACUGCGGAGCUCCAAACUGCCUCUGGAAGCAACGUCAGCACAAGAACUGUUCGUCGGGAGCUUCAUGAAAUGGGUUUCCAUGGCCGAGCAGCCGCACACAAGCCUAAAUUCACCAUGCGCAAUGCCAAGCGUCAGCUGGAGUGGUGUAAAGCUCGCCGCCAUUGGACUCUGGAGCAGUGGAAACGCGUUCUCUGGAGUGAUGAAUCACGCUUCACCAUCUGGCAGUCCGACGGACGGAUCUGGGUUUGGUCGAUGCCAGGAGAACGCUACCUGCCCGAAUGCAUAGUGCCAACUGUAAAGUUUGGUGGAGGAGGAAUAAUGGUCUGGGGCUGUUUUUCAUGGUUAGGCCCCUUGUACGCUACAGCAUACAAUGACAUUCUAGGCGAUUCUAUGCUUCCAACUUUCUAGCAACGGGGGGGGGGGGGGCAACUCCAUAUUAAAGCCCAUGAUUUUGGAAUGAGAUGUUCGACUAGCAGGUGUCCACAUACUUUUGGUCAUGUAGUGUACUAUGGCGAUAUCGUUAUCAACCUACUGCAUACCCCUUAAAAAUACAAAUUUCUGUGUGCAGGGUGUGCUAUUAGCAUGCUAACACUCAUAAAGACAGACUGGUAGAAUAGCUAUUAUAGCUAGCCAUCGCUAGCAUUCACUGGUUGAAGUUGAAGUAACUUUGAGUGUAAUAGAGUUGACUGGUGGCUAUGACAUGACUAUACAGUGGGGAAAAAAAGUAUUUAGUCAGCCACCAAUUGUGCAAGUUCCCCAUGAGAGAGGCCUGUAAUUUUCAUCAUAGGUACACGUCAACUAUGACAGACAAAUUGAGGAAAAAAAUUCCAGAAAAUCACAUUGUAGGAUUUUUAAUGAAUUUAUUUGCAAAUUAUGGUGGAAAAUAAGUAUUUGGUCACCUACAAACAAGCAAGAUUUCUGGCUCUCACAGACCUGUAACUUCUUCUUUAAGAGGCUCCUCUGUCCUCCACUCGUUACCUGUAUUAAUGGCACCUGUUUGAACUUGUUAUCAGUAUAAAAGACACCUGUCCACAAGCUCAAACAGUCACACUCCAAACUCCACUAUGGCCAAGACCAAAGAGCUGUCAAAGGACACCAGAAACAAAAUUGUAGACCUGCACCAGGCUGGGAAUACUGAAUCUGCAAUAGGUAAGCAGCUUGGUUUGAAGAAAUCAACUGUGGGAGCAAUUAUUAGGAAAUGGAAGACAUACAAGACCACUGAUAAUCUCCCUCGAUCUGGGGCUCCAUGCAAGAUCUCACCCCGUGGGGUCAAAAUGAUCACAAGAACGGUGAGCAAAAAUCCCAGAACCACACGGGGGGACCUAGUGAAUGACCUGCAGAGAGCUGGGUCCAAAGUAACAAAGCCUACCAUCAGUAACACACUACGCCGCCAGGGACUCAAAUCCUGCAGUGCCAGGUAAAGGAAAGAAUGAAUGGGGCCAUGUAUCGUGAGAUUUUGAGUGAAAACCUCCUUCCAUCAGCAAGGGCAUUGAAGAUGAAACGUGGCUGGGUCUUUCAGCAUGACAAUGAUCCCAAACACACUGCCCGGGCAACGAAGGAGUGGCUUCGUAAGAAGCAUUUCAAGGUCCUGGAGUGGCCUAGCCAGUCUCCAGAUCUCAACCCCAUAGAAAAUCUUUGGAGGGAGUUGAAAGUCUGUGUUGCCCAGCGACAGCCCCAAAACAUCACUGCUCUAGAGGAGAUCUGCAUGGAGGAAUGGGCCAGAAUACCAGCAACAGUGUGUGAAAACCUUGUGAAUACUUACAGAAAAUGUUUGACCUGUGUCAUUGCCAACAAAGGGUAUAUAACAAAGUAUUGAGAAACUUUUGUUAUUGACCAAAUACUUAUUUUCCACCAUAAUUUGCAAAUAAAUUCAUAAAAAAUCCUACAAUGUGAUUUUCUGGAUUUUUUUCCCUCAUUUUAUCUGUCAUAGUUGACGUGUACCUAUGAUGAAAAUUACAGGCCUCUCUCAUCUUUUUAAGUGGGAGAACUUGCACAAUUGGUAGCUGACUAAAUACUUUUUUCCCCCACUGUAUAUCAUUCACGACAUUUGGACGGGAGCUAUAAACAUCGUUUUAAACUAUGUGUGUCGUUAUUGCUUGAGAUCAGGCUUGGCUGAACUGCUUUCAAUGGGGAAAAAUAGCUUCCGUUCCCCGCUUCCAUGAUUUUCAUUGAAAACAUCACUUCUCCGUGUGGACCUAUACAUGCUCUCCUUUCUUCUCUGCUCCAGUGCUGAAGAGUAAAGGGGACCAGUUCUUCAUCAAUGGGAAGCUGACCAUCGACACCCCUCGUAGGUUUGACAUCGCAGGGACCACCUUCCACUACCGCCGGCCCACUGACCAACCUGAGACCCUGGAGGCCCUGGGGCCCACCAACAUGACCAUCAUCGUCAUGGUAAUGGCCUAGCUGUGUGUGUGUUAUACUAAUCAUUCUAUGUAACAACAUAUGUGACGUGUGUGUGUGUGUGUAGGUACUGGUGAGGGAGGAGAACCCAGGGAUCCACUACCGCUUCAACCCUCCAGUCAGCAGAAACCUUCUGAGUGGAUAUGCCUGGCACUACACAUCCUGGUCCCGCUGCUCUGUACUCUGCGCUGGGGGUACAACCACUACUGGCUCUAAUACAUUUUACUGUACUAUACACUGGCUCUAUCACUGCUCAUUGAUUGAAUGAUUGAUUGAUGAUUUUACUGCAUUAUUAGGAGCUAGUAACAUAAGCAUUUCGCUGCAACCGCUAUAAAAUCUGCUAAACUGUGUACUCGACCAUUAAACUUUGAUUAAAUUUGAUUUUGAUGGUUUAGAAAUACACACAAAGCCAAAUUCAUGCAGAUAAAUCUCUUAGCCAAUAUUAAUUUCAUAUUUUUGAGCUGCAGGUAGCCUUGCGGUUAGAGUGUUGGGCCAGUAACCAAAACAUCACUGGUUCGAAUCCCGGAGCCGACAAGGGGAAAAAUAAAAUAAAAAGCCUGUCGAUGUGCCCUUAUAAGGCUCAGUCUGGGUUAGGUGGACAUAGGGCUGUUACGGUGACCGUAUUACUGCCACUAGUCAUGACAGUGACUGUUUAAUAACGGUAAUUAGGCUUCUCCAAGCUCUGAUGCUGCUGAUGUUCAUUAGUAGCCUACCAAACUUGCUAACUGCCUGGUCCUCAGCACUCUAUUAUCACUCUGACAUCAAUGCAAAUGUGAUCGAAAAUCUAAUCAAACACUUCAUGAGAGCCCAUGAGCUCAUGUUGCGCAACAUUUAUAUAGGCUAUGCAAUUGCGUGAGAAAACAGAGUGAUGGCCUCUAUUAAAAAGAGGAGGAUCCCAUCAGCUUUCUAUAGGCUAGGCCUACUAUAUUUAUUUCUCAACUUUACUAAUAUUAAGCACAUUGCUUCUCUUUACAACAGGAGUAUAGCCUACCUGGCUGGCAUGAAAAUGAACCACGGGAAAAGCGUCCUCCAUUCGCUAUUUAAGUGCAUAGAUGACAUGUAUUUUUCCCUCUGCCCCUGUUUCGAGACAGGUGCAUGAUAAUGGUCCAUUCUAAAUCAAAACAAAUUUCACACAUAUACAAUUUAGGCUAUGCGUGGAAGCCAGGAGAUGCUAAAUGUGUUUACGUUAAUUAACGGUAAAUUACAGUGAGACUGGCAGUUAUUUGCUUGACAAUCACCGGCUGACAAAAUUUUAUGACUGCCACAGCCCUACCGUGGGCAUAAUUUGAAAGAUGGUUCUAUUGCCAACAUGACUAGCCAAGUUAUAAAAUACGAUCUUACAGUGUUAGGCUUUCACAAGGCAAUUCAGAGAAACAGAUCUUAAUUGUGGUGUGCAUAGAAAGGAGUCGUGUGCAUUCAGGUGCGUGUAAAGCAGCAAAUCUGUCACCGUGCCCUUAAGCAAGGGAAUUGGCCUAUAUGGAUAGGGCUAAAUUGAAAUGUUUCUUACAGAAUAAAUAUGAAAAGCAUAUGCAUAACCAUGGUAGCAAUUGAAAGAGAACAGUUUGGAGAUUAUGGAAAAAAUAAUUAGACCAACGAUGAGGACAUAACAGUUUACCUGACACAAGACUGUUGAUUUUAUGUGCAUUUUACAUUUACUGUACUUUUCACUGCAUUUGUUGAUAACGAAAUCUGAAAAUACUCUGGAUACAUUCAGUAACAUGAUAGGACUAUUCCUGGAAAAUGUGGGGUAGGUGCAACAUAAGACAAAAAAUGACAAGGGUUUGAGUGAGAGGACUAACUGGUGUCUCCAAGUGGCCACACACCUCUCCAAAGUGUGCACAGUUCCUAAUUAAUUUCAAUGCACUUUUAUGACUCAAAGAAGUCUUCAACUAUAAGGUGCUUUUUUGAGCUCUCCUAGCUGUACCGAACUAGAGCAAGCACACUUGUAGUUGUUAUGUUUAGAAUACAACCCUAGCUAAAUUAUAAAAUAUAAUCUUACAGUGUUAGGCUUUCACAAGGCAAUUCAGAGAAACAGAUUGUAAUUGUGGUGCGCAUAGAAAGGAGUCGUGUGUAUUCAGGUGUGUGUUCCGCAGCAAAUUUUCUUCACAAUAGACAAACAUAGGCUCAUUCUGUUCAGAACAACCCAGGGUAUAACGCCAUGUCAUCUUGUAACUGUACAUCAAACAUAGUGACCAUAAACAUUGACACUGUAUAUGACAUGAGUUUUAUGAUAUGGAAACGUGAAGUGCACAUUUGGACUCAAGGGUGUUUGGCUUGCUUGUAUGAUAUCAAAGCGGUAUUUAUUAUAAUCCUCAAUGUCUCAUCUUAAUUUACAGCAUUUCCCUCACUCAGACGAGAAAACAUUUGCAAAAGUUGCUGAAUUAGUGGGAAGGAUGGAGGCAACUUCUUGUCGUGUUUGGCAAGUUCAGAACGGCUGUCAGUCAAAACCCAUACAGAGCUGUGAAGCGCAAAGCCAGAGCUCUGAUGUCAUGUAUAGCAUGUUACUGUACAGCCACUGCGGUCACAUUUAGGUGCUUAUCAGUGCCUAAAUCUGCCAUUUACAACCCGUAUACGGGUACGAGUGUAAAGGGUUAACCCCAAUUGCUCCAGGGGCGCUGGGCAAUGGUGACCCUGGCAGUGACCCACUCCCUGCGGGAGUCUCAGGGGGAAUUGGAUUAAGUAAGAAACACUUUCCUUUGCGCUUGUACCUGAGGAGAGAGGAGAGACACAUGGAACGAGGGGAUAAUAUGAUAAUCAUGUGGGAGUAAUAACCUAUAGGUAACCUCGUUUAUCCUCCUCAGGACUUUGAACGGCCACCCACAAACCGCGGGCUCAGUUUCCGGCAGGGCAGGCGGAGGGGCAGAUUCCAGGUCGAGAGACAGACCCGAUCACCCGGUACGAAGACCGGGGCCUCACUGCGGUGGCGGUCAGCAUUGGCCUUCUGACAACGCACGGCGCGUUGGAGGUGGACGUGAGCAGCAUUUCACGUCUCCUCCGCACACCGAAACCAGUCAUCCACCGCAGGAGCCUUGGUCUGGCUCUGGUGCCAUGGUGCCAGAACCGGUUGGUAACCUAAAACACAUUGGAAUGGCGUUAGGUUAGUGGAGGAGUGACGGAGAGAGUUCUGGGCAUAUUCGGCCCAUGGCAAGAACACCGACCACUCCCCCGGCCGGUCCUGGCAGUAGGACCGCAGGAAUCUACCCACAUCCUGAUUUACCCAUUCCACCUUCCCAUUAGACUCGGGGUGGAAACCAGAGGUCAGGCUGACCGAGACCCCCAGACAUUCCAUGAACGCCUUCCAGACCUUGGAUGUGAACUGGGGACCCCGGUCAGACACUAUGUCCUCUGGUACCCCGUAGUGCCGGAAGACGUGUGUUAACAGGACGUGUGUAAACAGGGAGUAUGGGGGUGUAGUCUCUGGGCCUCUCCUCUGUGUCGUACAGCCGUGACAGUGCAUCUGCCUUCACGUUCUUCGUUCCCGGGAUGUAUGAUAUAGUAAAAUCAAACCGGGUGAAGAAUAGGGCCCAUCUGGCCUGGUGAGGGUUCAGCCUCCUCGCUGCCCGGGUGUACUCCAGGUUACAGUGGUCCGUCCAGACGAGGAAAGGGGGUUUCGCCCCUUCGAGCCAGUGCCUCCACACGGUCAGGGCUUGGACAACAGUCAACAGCUCCUGAUCACCAAUGUCGUAGUUCUGCUCCGCCGGGCUGAGCUUCUUGGAGAAGGCGGCACAGGGGGCGGAGUUUGGGUAGCAUGCCCGAGCGUUGAGAUAGGACCGCGCCUAUCCCUACCUCGGACGCAUCCACCUCCACUACGAACGGUAGUGAUGGAUAGGGGUGGGCCAGUCCCGGGGCUGAGGUGAACAGACUACUCAGGUUACUGAAGGCCCUGUCAGCCUCAGCAGACCAGCGUUGCCGGGACGGUCCACCCUUCAACAGAGAUGUGAUGGGAGCUGCGACCUUGCCAAAGUCCCGGAUAAACCUACGAUAGUAGUUGGCAAAGCCAAUAAAGCGCUGCACCUCCUUAACCGUGGUUGGAGUCGGCCAAUUACGCACAGCUGAAAUGCGAUCUCCCUCCAUCUCCACAUCUGAGGUGGUAAUGCGGUAUCCGAGCAAGGAGACGGACUGUUGGAAAAACAGACACUUUUCUGCCUUGGCAUAAAGGUGAUUUUCCAACAGUCGGGCCAGCACUUUGCGAACCAGGGACAUAUGCUCGGCGCGCGUAGCGGAAUACACCAGAAUGUCAUCGAUGUAGACCACUACACCGGGACCAAAUAUGUCCCGAAACACCUCGUUCACAAAGGACUGGAAGACGGAUGGUGCAUUCAUCAAACCAUUAGGCAUCACCAGGUAUUCAUAAUGCCCCGUGGUUGUGCUGAAUGCUGUCUUCCACUCGCCCCCCUCUCGGACACGCACCAGGUUGUACGCACUCCGGAGAUCUAAUUUUGUGAAGAAGCGCGCCCCAUGCAUUGACUCGAUCACCGAAGGAAUGAGGGGGAGAGGAUAACUAAAUCAUAUCGUCCCUUUGUUCAGUGAUCGGGAAUCAAUGCAAGGGCGCAGACCACCGUCUUUCUUCUUCACAAAAAAGAAGCUUGAGGAGGUGGGCAAAGUGGAGGGACGUAUAAACCCCUGGCGCAGGGACUCGGUGACGUAUGUCUCCAUAGCCUCCGUUUCAGCCUGUGACAGGGGUUACACAUGACUCCUGGGAGGCACAGCGUCUACCCGGAGGUUUAUCGUGCAAUCACCCGUCCGAUGAGGUAACUUGGUUGUCUGCAUUUUGGAAAACGCGUGCGCCUAAUCGAGGUAUUCAGGGGGAAUGCGCACGGUGGAGGUACUGUCUGGACUUUCCACCGUGGUUUCACCAACGGAAACACCGAGACACCUACCCUGACACUCUUGCGACCACCCUGUGAGAACCAUCUGUGGCCAUGAAAAGGUGGGGUUGUGGAGUGCUAACCAAGGAAUACCUAACACAACAGGGAAAGCGGGAGACUCAAUAAUAAAAAAGUGACUUGCUUGCGAUGAGUCUCGUGGGUAACCAUAGUGACUGGUGCUGUAACCUCCCUAACGAACCCGGACCCUAAUGGUCGACUGUCAAGUGCUCUAAUGGGGAGUGGAAUGGAUAGGGGAACCAAUGUAAUGCCUAUACUGUGUGAAAAUGACAUGUCCAUAAAGUUCCCAGCUGCGCCUGAAUCGACCAGCGCCUUACACUGGGGAACUAAAGUGUAAUCAGGAAAGUGGAUGGGUAGGGUACAGUGCGCAGCAGAGGGCUCUGAACGAGUGUGGGUGUUCGAUACCUGGGGUUACGCGAGAGUGCUCUGCCUGCCGCCUCCAGACGCAAAAGAACGCUGACGACAUUGUGCAGUGAAAUGUCCUCUCGUGCCACCAGAGUGACACUGGCGCUGUCGUCCUCCGCUCUCCCGGAUCGCCGCUCCACCCAGUUCCAUCAGCUCGUGAUCCGAGUCGGGCAGGGUUGGAACGGGCAGGACCCGUCCAGGACGUCCUCUGGCCGCCAGCAGGUUGUCCAACCGGAUGGCCAUGUCCACCAGUUGAGUGAAGGACAACAUGGUGUCCCGGCAGGCUAGCUCCCUUUGGACGUCCUCCCGCAGAUGGCACCGGAAGUGGUCGAUGAGGGCCCGCUCAUUCCACCCGGACCCAGCUGCUAGAAUCCGGAACUCCAGGGCGAAGUCCUGCGCGGUCCUCGUCCCCUGCCUCAGGUGAACAAGACGCUCGCACGCCUCUCGACUCUCGGGCGGGUGAUCGAAGACAGUCCGAAAGAGGCGAGCGAACUCCCCGUAGUUGUCUAACGCGGCUCCUCCUUCAUUCCAGAUCGCGUUGGCCCACUCCAGGGCUUUCCCCGAGAGGCAGGAGACGAGGGCGGACACCUUCUCCCGCUCCGAUGGGGCCGGGCUGAUGCUGGAAUAGUAGAGCUCCAGUUGGAGGAGGAAUCCCUAGCAGAGAGCAGCUGUCCCGUCGAUAUAUGGAUCCCUCUGGGUGCUGGGGUGUGGGUUGCGGGAUCCGGUCGCCCAGCUGGUCCCGACAGAUCGGGUCCUCUCCUCUCCAGGUGUUGGACGACCUGGAGAACCCGAUCCAUCGCUUCUCCCAAUUUGGCUAGCAUCGUCGAAUGCUCCUGGACCUGUGCCACGACUCCAGGCAUGCGCUCCUCUCCUGCUGACUCCAUAUCGGGUGUGUGAUUCUGUGAUGGGUGAUUUGAAGGAGUCAGGCGCAGGAGGGUAAAUCACAGAAUACAGAGUUUAUUCCGGAAUACAGAGUUACGCAGAAUUGCGUCAAACAGUCCAGUGCGCAAAACAGGCACACUGGAACCAAACAGGCACACAGGGAAAAUAUACCCCGGCAAUACAAAAUAUACAGAGCUCAACCGAGCUACACUCUCCUCACACUAAACAAUCACCCACAAGGACAAGGGGGCAGAGGGAACACUUAUACACGUACUAAUGAGGGGAAUAUGAACCAGGUGUGUGUAAUUGACAAGACAAAACAAAUGGAAUGAUGAGAUGAGAAGCGGCAGUGGCUAGAAGGCCGGUGACGACGAACGCCGAAGCCUGCCCGAACCAGGAGAGGAGGCAGCUUCGGAGGAAGUCGUGACACUCACUCAGGCACAUCAAUCAAUCAAUCGAAUGUAUUUAUAAAGCCCUUUUUACAUCAGCAGAUGUCACAGUGCUAUACAGAAACCCAGCCUAAAACCCCAAACAGCAAGCAAUGCAGAUGUAGAAGCAUGGUGGCGAGGAAAAACUCACUAGAAAGGCAGAAACCUAGAGAGGAACCAGGCUCUGAGGGGUGGCCAGUCCCCUUCUAGCUGUGCCGAGUGGAGAUUAUAACAGUACAUGGCCAUUAAGGCCAGAUUUUUCUCGAAGAUGUUCAAACAUUCAUAGAUGACCAGCAGGGUCAAAUAAUAAUCACAGUGGUUGUAGAGGUUGCAACAGGUCAGUACAUCAGGAGUAAAUGUCACUUGGCUUUUCAUAGCCGGGCAUUUAGAGGUUGAAAUAGCAGGUGCGGUAGAGAGAGAGAGUUGAAAACAGCAGGUCUGGGACAAGGUAGCACGUCCGUUGAACAGGUCAGGACUCCAUAUCCGCAGGCAGAAGAGUUGAAACUGGAGCAGCAGCACGACCAGGUGGACUGGGUACAGCAAGGAGUCAUCAGGCCAGGUAGUCCUGAGGCAUGGUCCUCCGGGAGUGGAGGGAGAGAGGGAGAGGGAGAGAGAAUUAGAGGGAGCAUACUUAAAUUCACAUAGGACACCAGAUAAGACAGGAGAAUAACACCAGAUAUAACAGACUGACCACCUAGCCCCCCGGCACAUAGACUAUUGCAGCAUAGAUACUGGAGGCUGAGACAGGGGGGGUCAGGAGACACUGUGGCCCCGUCUGACGAUACCCCCGGACAGGGCCAACAAGGCAGGAUAUAACCCCACCCACUUUGCCAAAGCACAGUCCCCACACCACCAGAGUGAUAUCAACAGACCACCAACCUACUAUCCUGAGACAAGGCUGAGUAUAGCCCACGAAGAUCUCCUCCACUGCACGAGCCCGAGGGGGCGACAAACCGGACAGGAAGAUCACGUCAGUGACUCAACCCACUCAAGUGACGUACCCCUCCUAGGGACGGCAUGGAAAGCACCAGUAAGCCAGUGACUCAGCCCCCGUAAUAGGGUCAGAGGCAGAAAAUCCCAAUGGAGAGACUGGAACCGGCCAGGCAGAGACAGCAAGGGCAGUUUGUCGCUCCAGUACCUUUCGUUCACCUUCGCACCCCUUGGCAAGACUACACUCAAUCAUAGAACCUACUGAAGAGAUGAGUCUUCAGUAAAGACUUAAAGGUCAAGACCCAGUCUGCAUCUAUCACAUGGAUAAGCAGACCAUUCCAUAAAAAUUGAGCUCUAUAGGAGAAAGCCCUGACUCCAGCUGUUUGCUUAGAAAGGGACAAUAAGGAGGCCUGAGUCUUGUGACUGUAGCAUAUGUGUAGGUAUGUACGGCAGGACCAAAUCGGAGAGAUAGGUAGGAGCAAGCCCAUAUAAUGCUUUGUAGGUUAGCAGUAAAACCUUGAAAUCAGCCCUAGCCUUAACAGGAAGCCAGUGUAGAGAGGCUAGCACUGGAGUAAUAUGAUAAAAUGUUGGGGUUCUAGUCAAGAUUCUAGCAGCCGUGUUUAGCACUAACUGAAGUUUAUUUAGUGCUUUAUCCGGGUGGACGGAGAGAAGAGCAUUGCAGUAGUCUAAUCUAGAAAGUGACAAAAGCAUGGAUUAGCUUUUCUGCAUCAUUUAUGGACAAAAGGUUUCUGAUUUUUGCACAUACGUGCACAGUGCAUACCCCUCACUUUCUCAUAGGCUUUCUCAUAUUCCCUCUCUCACACAUACACAUUACACACACACUGGUACAUGGUGGCUUCAGAGUUUUCCUGACGUAACACUGACUCUGGGGAAACAUGGGAGUGGAAUGUUCAUGAACAGAGGUACUGUGGGGUUGGUUAAACUGCAGGCGUUCGUGCGGGUCUGAGGCCAACUUUGCUUUCUUUCUAUCGCGGGAUAAUGAUCCAAAGCAACUAGCCUGAUAAGAACUCAUUUACUUUGCUUAAAAGCAAAUUUACUUGACCUUAUGUCAGGAAAACUAGUGAAUGGAGGAGGGCUUGUACAAGUUAUACACUGUGAUGGUUCUAAAAGUGUUCUAUCCUCCCUCUCUCUGUCAGGUGGUCAGACCCAGCAGGUAGUGUGUAAGAAGCAGACUGAUCACACCGUGGUCUAUAACCACUUCUGUGACAAGAGGAGCAAACCCAAAGACAAGAAGCGAGCCUGCAACUCUGAGCCAUGCUCCCCAAGGUGAGUGUCAAUGUAUCUGUCCCACUGCCUGUGUGAAGCUUCUCUGAAUGGUCCUGUCAUGCCAAAUAGUGUCCCCCUGCCAAAAAGUGUUCCCUCCCCCACGUCACAAUGGGAUUCGAUGAUAUCUAGCUUCCGUUGCUAGGGCUGUUGCUAGAACUUGCAAAAUUCUUACCGGGUUACGUAAUGAACCUAUAUAUGCAGUAUAAGUGUUUACCUAUCAUGUGUGUAUGUGUGUAUGCACAUGUGUGUGGUAUUGGGAGAGAAUGACAUCCUGCUGGACUAAGGUCUGUCCGUGUGUCUGUCUCCCCCAGCUGGUGGUCUGGGGAGUGGUCUGAGUGCAGUCGCAGCUGUAACGGGGGCCUGAGGACCAGAGAGGUGCUGUGUAAGAGGAAGAUCUCUCCUACAGAGGAGAAGGUGCAGGACGAUGGGGCCUGUACCCCCCAACGACCACCCCUCACCGAGCCCUGCAGCAACCAUACCUGCCCCCCAGAGUGGCUGGCCCUGGACUGGUCAGAGGUACACCCAAAAUACCCCCAUAAGCUAACCCAACUAUUUUUAAUUUAAUCUAAGAAGUGGAAUCUAGAGAUUUUAAGAAAAAAGAGAGAAGUUGCUUACCUCAACACUUUCUGUACCUAUGCAACAUUUCUGUGUGUAAUCAAUGCCACCUGCUGGUUGGAUUAUGUACUGGUCUCUGGUGUGCUCUGAGGCUGUAGAGGUUGGCGCUCUCAGACUUGAAUAACCUCUCCCCCAUCUAUCUGUCUGUCUGUCUGUCUGUCUGUCUGUCUGUCUGUCUGUCUGUCUGUCUGUCUGUCUGUCUGUCUGUCUGUCUGUCUGUCUGUCUGUCUGUGUCUCUCGCUCUCUCUCUGUCUGUCUGUCUGUCUGUCUGUCUGUCUGUCUGUCUGUCUGUCUGUCUGUCUGUCUGUCUGUCUGUCUCUCCCCCAGUGUAAUCCCAGCUGUGGUCCAGGGUUCAGGCACCGUGUCCUUCUGUGUAAGCGUGGGGAGAGUGGAGACACACUGCCAGAGUCCCAGUGUCCCAAGCAUGGGCGUCCCACCACCAGGGUGCGCUGUAACCUGCAGCGCUGUCCACCCCCCAUGUGGGUCACAGGGCCCUGGGGAGAGGUAAGGCUGGGGGGCUUGCUGGGACUAACAUGGGCUCUGCUAUGUAUUAA
Messenger RNA from Coregonus sp. 'balchen', 16005 nucleotides. The record is from the annotation of a GenBank genome assembly. NCBI's taxonomy places the organism in Eukaryota, Metazoa, Chordata, Actinopteri, Salmoniformes, Salmonidae.